AUGUUAGCUAUUCCCACAACCUCUGGUCGCAAAUCACUUCGUGUGUCUAAUCGGGAGGUUGGCAUCUGGGGCUCCCGCGUCGUUGAGCAUCUUCAGCCCAACAGCAACGAGUCGCCUGUGAUUGCAAGAGAUAGAACACCGCUGCACUGGGCCGUGUCCUACGGCGCUGUUGGCCUGGCGAGUGUUCUGCUGGAAAACGGAGCGGACGUGAAUGCUGUUGGAGAGGAGAACAAUCUGCCAGCUGAUCUGGUCAACAGCUCACCAGUUCUACAGACGCAGGCAGAAUUACGUGCAAAGCUGACGCAGAUUUUGAUUGAUGCUACAACCUCUCGUCAGGAGCACUCGCAAAAGCAACAGCGGGCCGCAUAG
Molecule: messenger RNA, 369 nt
Organism: Metarhizium album ARSEF 1941
Lineage: Eukaryota; Fungi; Ascomycota; Sordariomycetes; Hypocreales; Clavicipitaceae
Product: ankyrin
Exons: 1
Coding region: 1-369 (122 amino acids)
Molecular function (GO): protein binding
Source: RefSeq, a predicted model, not a curated record